UGGAAUCACCAAAAGGAAUCUAAACAAUUAUGAGGUGGAAUACUUGUGUGACUACAAGGUAGUAAAGGACAUGGAAUAUUAUCUUGUAAAAUGGAAAGGAUGGCCAGAUUCUACAAAUACUUGGGAACCUUUGCAAAAUCUCAAGUGCCCAUUACUACUUCAGCAAUUCUCUAAUGACAAGCAUAAUUUUUUAUCUCAGGUAAAGAAAAGCAAAGCAAUAACUCUUAAAGACAAUAAUAAAGCUUUGAAACCUGCCAUUGCUGAAUACAUUGUAAAGAAGGCUAAACAAAGGAUAGCUCUGCAAAGAUGGCAAGAUGAACUCAACAGAAGAAAGAAUUAUAAAGGAAUGAUAUUCGUUGAAAAUACUGUUGACUUAGAGGGCCCGCCUUUGGACUUUUACUACAUUAACGAAUACAAACCAGCUCCUGGAAUCAGUUUAGUAAAUGAAGUUACCUUUGGCUGUUCAUGCACAGAUUGCUUCUUUGAGAAGUGUUGUCCUGCGGAAGCUGGAGUUCUUUUGGCUUAUAAUAAAAACCAGCAAAUCAGAAUCCCACCUGGCACCCCCAUCUAUGAAUGCAACUCAAGGUGUCAAUGUGGACCUGAUUGUCCCAAUAGGGUUGUACAAAAAGGCACACAAUAUUCUCUUUGCAUCUUUCGAACUAGCAAUGGCUGUGGCUGGGGUGUAAAAACACUUGUGAAGAUUAAAAGAAUGAGUUUUGUCAUGGAAUAUGUUGGAGAGGUAAUCACAAGUGAAGAAGCUGAAAGACGGGGCCAGUUAUAUGACAACAAAGGAAUCACGUAUCUCUUUGAUCUAGACUAUGAAUCUGAUGAGUUCACAGUGGAUGCGGCUCGAUAUGGAAAUAUAUCUCAUUUUGUGAAUCACAGUUGUGACCCAAAUCUUCAAGUGUUCAAUGUUUUCAUUGAUAACCUCGAUACUCGUUUUCCUCGAAUUGCAUUAUUUUCCACAAGAACCAUAAAUGCUGGAGAAGAGCUGACUUUUGAUUAUCAAAUGAAAGGUUCCGGAGAUAUAUCUUCAGAUUCUGUGGACCAUAGCCCAGCCAAAAAGAGGAUCAGAACUGUGUGCAAAUGUGGAGCUGUGACUUGCCGGGGUUACCUCAACUGAAUAUUCAGAAAAUAGAACUGAUGAUAGUUUUGUUUUUUCUAAAUGUUAACAUUUUAAAGACCAAGUAUUUGGGAAUAUUUUUUCAUAUUAUCACGAUUAUGCCUAUGUUAAUUUAUAACUCAUAUUUCAAAACAUAGCCAAAGGCAUUGCUGAGGCUUCUGAAGAGAGGGACACAGGGCCACAUAGACUAAAGUGUACAUAUUUAGUGGUUGGGUGCCAAGCAUGGAAGGAAAGCUGUUUACAGCUCAAGAUACACAUACUUAAGUCUGUGAAUAGAGAAAUGCCUCCUUCAGUGUAUGAAAAGUAUUAAACUGAUAAUGUAGCAGUUGCUAAAAUCAAAUACUCAGUUUGCCAUAUACCUUGGAAAAAUGGCUAAUUCAAUUUAGACAAAUAUACAAGUUCUACUUUUGUUGUUAAAUUGUCAUUCCUAUUUACCUACUUAAUGCCUACCGUGCUUGUAUUUGAGAUAACUAGGUGGUACCAAAUUUUAUACUCUAUUUUCUACUUUUUUCACUAAAACAUUGGCAUCUGAAUGAUAUAAAAAAGUAAAGGCAUAAAAUUAAAUGUAAAAAAAUGUAUAGCUUGAUUUCCUAUUUUGAAGCAAUCUUUGCCUUUAUGGAGGGUUAUGUGUCUGAUCCAGUAGUGCUUAAAGAUUUUUUUACCCUGUAGAUGAAAAAUCUCCAGAAAGCCUUCUCUAAAAGUCCCGAAUACCUAGCCAUUAUGCCUUUUCGAAAGGAUGAAGCAGUGGGACCAGGUGGGUGUUGUGGAGCGCUAGUUAGAGGAAUGGAGCAUUUUGAGGACACCUCUUAAAACGUGAAUUAGGAUAUCCAUGUUGAGUAUUGAGUACGCCUGGUCUAAACAGUAAAACAAGAUACCCAUGGGAACAGCCAUACCUAGCGAUAGUGUUUCACGAAAUACGUUAACAUUACGUCUCCUGUAUUUCAGGCAGUUUUAAUAUUUCCUUUCCACAAAAUUUAAUUUUUUUAUUUCCUACAGACUCUUCUUGAAAAGUAAUCUAUAUUUUGAACUGGUAACUUGUUUUAUACAUGAAUUUUUUAGAUGUAACAGAGCUAACGUGAGUUGGCCAAAAGUAGCUUUUUGUGGGCCUGAAUUAUGAGACCAUUUAUUAGUUGAACUAUAAAAAUUGAAAUGCAAUAUAUUAGGUUUUUAUUUUAUUUUUUCUGCCUCAUAAAGCCUCAAUCAGGAAGAAUUAUGUUUUCAUCUCUUUCUGACUCUGGGAUUCCUAAUUGUGGUAUCCAGUAAGAAGAUAAAUGCAACAAGUAAAUUUAGCUUUCAGUAUUGCUAAUUAAGUUUUACCUAAGCUCAUUCCCCUAAGCUUUAGUGGCUUAAAUAAGCUUGGGUAAAAUUGAACUGACCUCAAGAAUGUAGCACUUCAGAUAUCUUCUCAAUCCUUAAUCCUUUUUUGGGAGAAACCAUACUUUUAUUCAUUAUAUUCCAUCACGAUUUUGUUCUCAUAAUACAGACUGAAUUGACAUAUUUGGUACCUCAGUAUACCCACUAACCAAAAUGUACAGAAUGUCUUAAGGCAAAUGGAUUUUUUAAUGCCAUUAUGUUUUCUUCAUGAAAAAUUAGUGAUGUCGUGUCGGUGCUGAGAAAGGGUCGCAGAUUUACAGGUUGCUGCCAGUUGCCACGCUUCAAAUUAUGAUUCUCACAGAUUGAGAGAUGUAAUCUUAACAUCCUUUUUAAAAAGUCAGUGUUCUACUGUCAAGUUAUUUGAUCGUGUCUAAUUUUUCUGUGUUAAAAAAUGUGAAACUGGAAGGCAAAGGAAAAAAGGCUGUUUGCAGUAAACCUGUAGUUUUGUCUUGUCCUUGUUAAUAGAAAUUUAAUGGGCCUUUGAGAUUCUAAGUACCUUUGUUACCCUUAUGUUAUUAAAGAGCUGAAUUUACACAGUAAAGUAACAAACUAAGCUUUAACUUUUUAAGUCAACAUUUAUCUUCUUUAGUUUCCUGAAGUUGUUAGAAUUUGUUCUCUCAAAUAUAAAGCAAAUAUUCAAGGGUGAUAUUUAGAUCAAGUUUAAAAUGUAAAUUAAUCCGUUGUACAAGUUGUAUCAAUACUGUUUUCAGUAUCUAUAUAAAGGGAUUGUGAAACACAGUUGGUAAUCUCAGGGUUUUUUCCCAUACAUGGCAAAAUAUAGACUGCACUUAUUUUUCUUAUAGCUGAACAGUUUCUCCUUAGCAAAAUAAAUUCAGUUUCGCAUCUGAUGUUCUAUUUAUGUGUUAGAUUUGUUUCUGAAUAUUUUACUGUUGUUUUCUAGUAAGGCUACAAAAAAGGACAGAAAAAUACUGAUGUAUUCCGGACUACCUGCUGAUGAGAUUAACCAAAGGCUUGUAUGCAAGUCCUGUAAAUGUUACUUUCAAGAAAGCUUAUUGUUGUCAUGGUUUGUGCAUUUGAAUAUUAAAGUACAGAAUUUUACAUUUCGUUAGUAUAAUGUGGAUGAAUAUUUCUGAAUUUUUUACAGUGUCAUUAGUCACCAGGUACUUAAAUGUAUAGUUACUAAGUACUGCCUUGCAUAUGCAAAGGAAUUCUAGAAUUCAGAGCUAACAUUCACUGAACAAGCCUUAGGCCCUUUAUAGGUUGGUGCGAUCGUCCCUAUAUUAUACCUAAAGAAACAGACUUAGGCCAGUUAAGUGGCAUUACUAUGCCCAAGAUGAUCCAGCUAGUAGGCAGUGGUGGUUCAGUGGUACAAUUCUCGCCUUCCGUGCAGGAGACCUGGGUUCGAUUCCCAGUGAAUGCACUUCAUGUGCAGCUACCACUUGACCGUCAUUGGAGGUUUGCUGGGUUACUUGACAGAAGCUAAUAACAGGGUGACUAUUUUUAAAAUAUUUAAUCUUCAACUUCAGCCAAGAUUUUUAAAAGUCAAUUUCUACUAUUAAACAUCUUAAGUCCUGCGACUCCUCUCUGAGGCAAAUGUGCUAGUCAUUGGGUUUCUUCACUUUUCCUUUUAUACUUUACAGUUCUUGAAAAAUUGAGUAGCUACUAUAAUUUAUAUCUUGUCCGUUUUUAUGCUUGUAUUGAGAGGCAUUAUUGCAUAGUGGUUAAGAGCAUGGGGAAACCCUGGUGGCGUAGUGGUUAAGUGCUACGGCUGCCAACCAAAGGGUUGGCAGUUUGAAUCCGCCAGGCGGAUCCUUGGAAUCUCCAUGGGGCAGUUCUGCUCUGUCCUAUAGGGUCACUAUGAGUCGGAAUCGACUCGACGGCACCAGGUAAGAGCAUAGAGUAUGGAGCCAAAUUGCCUGUUUGAAUCCUGGUUUUACUCCUUACUAGCUGUGUAUCUCUCUGUGCCUUAAUCUCCUCAUCUAUAAAAUGGGCAUAACAAAUGUAAUUACCUCAAAGGAUUGUUGUGAGGAUGAAGUGAGUUGAUGUACAGUUGAUGUACAAAAGAACAGUCACAAAAAAAGCACAUCUAUUAUUACUCUGUAAUAUGAAACAUUACUUUAAAAUCUCUGGUGAUCAAUACAUGUUUGUUGGUCAAAGUCUAUUCUGGUGUUAGCCCUUAAUUUCAGCCAGCAUUCAUUAUAUGCCUAUUAUCAUAUGCCAGACUCAUAUAAAACAGUGAAAAUGUGGCAGUAUGUAAAAUUAGUAGUGUGAUUAUAAAAUACUAAGAAUAUAUUCAAAAGAAUGAUUACAGGUAUUUUUUGAACAGCAAAGUGAAAAAACACUUUGAAUCAUAAGCUAUACUGAGACUAAAUCUUAAGUGUCAGUAAAUGUAUGCAAAUAGAUAGUUAUAUUUGAUUAAAUGAUUUAUGAUAAUGAAGUAUAACUAAUUUGUAGAGCCAUAAAUAAAAAAUGAAAAGUCUCUGGGACUCUGUAAUGGCUAGAUACUAAACCAGUUACCUCCAAUCCCUACUUGUUGCAGUGAUUUUUUUAUUCACUUUGAAUUUAUGUAAUAACUCUAAGGGGAAAUGGGUAAAAUGGAGUGGAAAUAACUAUAGUCCUGCCCCAAUCAUACUGAGUCUGUAUUGCCACAUAUUAAAAAAAGAAAGUAUUUCAUUACACAGUAAGCUCACAUCAGCAGCUGCCUAGAAAAGAGGAGUCAGCGUUCCUUUAAUGAUGAGGUUAGGACAGUGAGGAGAAAAAAAAAACCCUCCUUGUAUUUUUUCUUAAAUUCCUUUGCCCCCAGGUUCCUUAUUUUCGCACCAGUCUCUGCUGUUGUAUGUGUUAAUAAAACUACUGAGUAAUUUAUUCCUCUAAGAUCGGUCAGAAAUGAGAUGAACCAGGCUCCUCGACCUCCCCCAUGCCGUAUUAAACACGUCAGUUACUCCCCCUCAUUCUUCCUCUAGUGUAAGUCAAUUUUGUAGCCAAACCUUGAAGCCUAAGUCUCACUGUCUAAUUUUUCCCACCCCCACCCCCCCGAAAGAGGCAUCCCCAGAUGUAAAUGGACAAGGGCUGUCAUCAGGCCUCAUUUGUCCUGCUUCUAACAUUUGUGAAUGGAA
Messenger RNA from Loxodonta africana (African savanna elephant), 5574 nucleotides. RefSeq names its product SUV39H2 histone lysine methyltransferase (gene SUV39H2). Bases 71 to 1123 code for a protein of 350 amino acids. The transcript has 5 exons. Gene Ontology annotation, molecular function: protein binding; histone H3K9 methyltransferase activity; zinc ion binding. Lineage: Eukaryota; Metazoa; Chordata; Mammalia; Proboscidea; Elephantidae. The record is from RefSeq and is a predicted model, not a curated record. Gene Ontology annotation, cellular component: nucleus.